Sparassis crispa is the source of this 792-nucleotide messenger RNA. RefSeq lists its product as hypothetical. Bases 1 to 792 code for a protein of 263 amino acids. The transcript is spliced from 6 exons. Lineage: Eukaryota; Fungi; Basidiomycota; Agaricomycetes; Polyporales; Sparassidaceae. The record is from RefSeq and is a predicted model, not a curated record.
AUGAUGCCGGGUUUGGUUGAUGCUGUAUUCCAUGGCAAUGUGCCCAUCCAUGAUGCUGCUGCUGCGGUCCAGCAUGGUGUCCGAGCGGUGCGCUCAGAUGAUACCAGCAGCUUGAAGAAGGCCGUCAUUGAAUGGCUUGCUGAAGACAUCACAAAGUCAGGGAUCCCAAUCAAUCUCACCACAAAACUGGGGAGAGGAUUUAAUCAUCCGGUCACUGGAAAGCUCCUUUGCCCGGUCGUUUUGGACUGGAGUAACCCCGACAUGCAGUUGGAACUCAAGGAGGGCUGCGCCUACAUUGAAGAUCAUCUCAUCAACUCUUCAGAUUGGCCUGCAUUCCUCUACAGUGAAUACAACCCUCAGAUGCCAUGGGUCGGGAUGCUACGUGGCUCAUUACUUCUCAAGGGCUUCAAACAUGUGUUCCUGAGCCCGACAGCUGCGAACUACGAGAGCGGCGAAGGGCGAGGUACUCGAUCCGGCAAUGCUGCACUUCACAGGAUGACCGUGGUCACACCGGCGUCCAUUGCCUACAUCGCCACGCAUCUUCUCUUUGCCCUAUCCUCGAGCUGCGUUUUCAACAAGUUUAAUGUGGAUGUAGAUUUGGUGGGCUUUUAUCGGAGCAUUAAGGGUUUCUUCUAUGAUUCCGAAUGGGCUGAUGAGGCUCAGGAUCUUCUGGACUGGUGGAACCGCCAGAUCUUUCCCGCUCUUUACCAGGCUCCUGCCACCACGAUGAAGGGCAGCCAUCAAAUGGCAUGUAUGCAUGCUGCGAAGACUGCGCAUGCCAUUGCCGCCUAA